Propithecus coquereli (Coquerel's sifaka) is the source of this 1194-nucleotide messenger RNA. It is a transcript of the gene B3GNT8, whose product is annotated as UDP-GlcNAc:betaGal beta-1,3-N-acetylglucosaminyltransferase 8. Gene Ontology annotation, cellular component: membrane. Gene Ontology annotation, molecular function: protein N-acetylglucosaminyltransferase activity. NCBI's taxonomy places the organism in Eukaryota, Metazoa, Chordata, Mammalia, Primates, Indriidae. The record is from RefSeq and is a predicted model, not a curated record. Bases 1 to 1194 code for a protein of 397 amino acids. The transcript has a single exon.
AUGCGCUGCCCCAAGUGCCUUCUCUGCCUGUCAGCACUGCUCACGCUCCUGGGCCUCAAAGUGUACAUCGAGUGGACAUCCGAGUCCCGGCUCAGCAAGGCCUACCCUGGACCCCGGGGCACCUUGCCAGGCCCCACGCUGGCCAACCCUGAGCCCACCCUGCCCGCCAACCUCUCGGCCCGCCUAGGUCAGACUGGCCCACUGCCCUCGGCUUACUGGAACCAGCAGCAGUGGCGGCUGGGGACCCUGCCCAGUGGGGACAGCGCUGAGGCAGGGGGCUGCCAGACUUGGGGGGCUGCUGCCGCUGCUGAGAUCCCUGACUUUGCCACCUACCCUGAGGACCUCCGCCGCUUCUUGCUGUCAGCAGCCUGCCGGAGCUUCCCACGGUGGCUGCCCAGAGCUGGUGGUGGCCAAGUGGCCGGCUGCUCGGAUACCAACGUCCCCUACCUGCUGUUGGCUGUCAAGUCAGAACCAGGGCGCUUUGCGGAACGACAGGCCGUGAGGGAGACGUGGGGCAGUCCAGCUCCUGAGAUCCGGCUGCUCUUCCUGCUGGGGUCCCCCGUGGGUGAGGCCGGGCCUGACCUAAGCUCACUGGUGGCCUGGGAGAGCCAUCGCUACGGGGACCUGCUGCUCUGGGACUUCCUUGAUGUCCCCUUCAACCGGACACUCAAAGACCUGCUGUUGCUGGCCUGGCUGGGCAACCACUGCCCUGAUGUGACUUUUGUCCUGCAAGUUCAAGAUGACGCCUUUGUGCAUACCCCAGCCCUGCUGGAUCACCUGCAGGCCCUGCCACCCACCUGGGCCCGGAGCCUCUACCUGGGUGAGGUCUUUAACCAGGCCACACCCCUCCGGAAGCCUGGAGGACCCUUCUAUGUGCCUGGGUCCUUCUUCGAAGGUGGCUACCCGGCCUACGCAAGUGGAGGUGGCUAUGUCAUCGCAGGGCGCCUGGCACCCUGGCUGCUACAGGCUGCAGCCCGCGUGGCACCCUUUCCCUUCGACGAUGUCUACACCGGCCUCUGCUUCCGUGCCCUGGGGCUGGUGCCCCGGGCCCACCCAGGCUUCCUCACAGCCUGGCCGGCAGAGCGCACUACGAACCGCUGCGCUGUCCGAGACCUGCUGCUGGUGCGGCCCCUCAGCCCCCAGGACAGCAUUCGGCUCUGGAAACAACUGCGGGACCCACAGCACCAGUGCUGA